AUGGGGAAAAAGUUGGUUUGUGAGCUUCAAGCAGGCGAUCACAUCUACUGCAAAAGAAGGGGAGGCCUCUAUGAUCACCAUGGAAUCUAUGUGGGUGACAAUAUGGUGAUUCAUCUGGCUGGAAAGGCAAAGAAGAUUCAACCGUAUACAUGCAAGGAAUGCAUAAACAAGGGGGUUAUCAAUGGCGAAAUAGCAAAAAUCUGCAUUUAUUGCUUCCUUGCUGGCAAAAAGCUUAAGGUCUAUGAGUAUGGCGUUUCCUAUUUCAAACACAAAUUCAAGAAGAACGAACGGUACGUGCUGCAUACGCGCCGCCAGGCCACCACACGAAGUCCUCGCCUCCGCCGCCCAUUUGCUCGAACACGGCGGCUUUGGCAGCUACAACCUCUUAUCGAACAACUGCGAGGACUUCGCCGUGCAUUGCAAGACGGGCUUUGCCUUAAGUAAACAGAUCAUGGGC
This is a messenger RNA of Hibiscus syriacus, 457 nucleotides long. RefSeq lists its product as uncharacterized. Bases 1 to 444 code for a protein of 147 amino acids. NCBI's taxonomy places the organism in Eukaryota, Viridiplantae, Streptophyta, Magnoliopsida, Malvales, Malvaceae. The transcript has 3 exons. The record is from RefSeq and is a predicted model, not a curated record.